AUGCACGCCGGCGCCACGUCAGCUCCGCCACCGACGCCGUCGACGCAGCAGUCGUCGGACAAUCCCAUGUCCACGUCAGCUGCUGCAGACACCCUCUCGAGGAUGCUCCACCGUCUUCCACCCACUCUCUCCCUUCCCACGCGCCGCGUACAGCCAGCCACUUGUCCUCCGGUCCCGGUGGUCUCUUUGUCCCAAGCUCGAUCAAACCCUAGUCUCCUCUCCUCGAAACUCGGGUUCUUCCAGCUCACCGACCAUUCCAUCCCUCCCCGACUCGCCGACUCGGCCGAGUUAGAAGCGCUCUCGCUGUUGGACCUCCCCAAGGAUAAGAAAGAAGCCUGUUUUCCGAGGAACUGGCCUGUUGGGUUUGAAGAAGGAGAUGAAGUAGUUGAUGACGAUGACGACGUGGAGGGACUCGGUGAGUCGUUUUGUCUGGAAGAGUCGUGUUACACCGAGUCACCUGAGUUGUCUUUAGCUUCUCUAAGCGAGUUUGCUCGUGCUUUGGAGAAAGUAGGGUUGGAGGUGAUUGAGCUGCUUUGUAGGUCGGUCGGGUUUGAAAGUCCUCUAGGGAAUAAGGGUGACCCGAGCCCGACCCGAUUUUGUUCGAUGAUGUGGGUGGCGGAGGGUUUAUCGGGUAAGAGUAAGACGCCGGUGGCAGGUCGUUUUUACCCGUAUGUGGUAGGGUUGCAGUAUCAAAUAAGGAGUGGUCGGAAGUAUUCUUUGCUUGCGGAUUCCGGUUGGGUCUCGGUGGUGCCACAGGUGGAAUCAGUCUUGGUUACUAUUGGUGACAUUGCUCAAGUAUGGAGCAAUGGGGAGUUGAAGAAAGUGAGAGGAAGGCCAGUUGCAAAUCUGGGAGACGAGGGUAACAAGUCCCGGCGCAUAUCAAUGUCGUUGUUGGUGACUCUUCCUAUUGACACUACAAUCUGCCCUCUUUUUCCGGCAGCAGCCUUAAGCGACGGCGAUCAGAGUCACGAGGAUAUUGAUGAGGAUGGAAAUAGAAGAAAUGUUGAAUUGGGAGAUUAUCAAAUCAAUGAUAGUAUCACUGGUGAUCGCAACAGAGAAAUUGAAGGAAGAGUGUUCGAGUCCUUUUGUUUGGAAGACUAUGCUUGGAGAGUGUAUCAUGAACGCCUGCAUUUCAAAGACCUGCUGGAUAGGUUUCGCAUUCAGAAUUGAAAUUUGGAAUGGUAUAUUAUCAUAUAGAUAACUAGAAAUGCUACGUACACUAUUCGAUCUCGAUUGAGCUUACAAGGUUCUUUCUUUAUUUCAUUCCUUUUUUGUGUCUUUUCUUUUGAGCUAGCUAAGGUUUAGGGUUUAAACUCGAGGUUUGCUGAAUUUUGAAUUAUUUAGAUGUGGCUGAGACGUGUAGUUGAUGAUGCCUUGAAUGUUAAAUGGUUUGUAAUUCCAAGAU
Molecule: messenger RNA, 1405 nt
Organism: Fragaria vesca subsp. vesca
Lineage: Eukaryota; Viridiplantae; Streptophyta; Magnoliopsida; Rosales; Rosaceae
Product: 1-aminocyclopropane-1-carboxylate oxidase-like
Exons: 2
Coding region: 1-1170 (389 amino acids)
Source: RefSeq, a predicted model, not a curated record